AUGCUUGGCUGGAGACACAAAACUACGCUGUAUUCUGUCUUUGAAGUGCAUCUGUCUGAGGCUGCUGGCGGCCCGAAGGCUCCGGGGAAGGAGCCGGCUCCCACGUUCCCGAUCAGCACUGAGCAGAGGCAGCAGCUGCGAGAGGCCUUUGACACGUUCGAUCCCGACGGCUCCGGCCUGAUAGAUGUCAAGGACCUGAAGCUAACGAUGAGAGCUCUGGGCUGUGAACUCAGAAAAGCGGAGAUGAAGAGAAUUAUCUCUGAAGUUGAUGAGAAUGGGUCAGGGAAGAUAAACUUUGAGUCAUUUCUGCGGGUGAUGACCCAGAAAAUGGCGGAGCCAUUUUCAAAAGAGGAGAUCCUGAAAGGUUUCAAGCUGUUUGAUUAUGAUGGCACCGGCAAGAUCUCUUUUGAGAAACUCAAGCUGGUGGCUAGUGAGGUUAAAGAAGACAUCACAGACGAUGAGCUGCAGGAGAUGAUUGAUGAAGCAGACGUGGAUGGAGAUGGGGAAGUGGAUCCAGAAGAGUUUUUGCGGAUUCUGACAUUGUCCGACCUGUAACUACAUGAUUUUCUUUUUUUCUCCCAUUCAAUUGUAAACAACUGUUUGCAGUAUCACUUCUUUCCAACUUUUGAAUUUUUU
Messenger RNA from Lagopus leucura (white-tailed ptarmigan), 636 nucleotides. Its product is annotated as caltractin-like. The transcript is spliced from 5 exons. Bases 1 to 555 code for a protein of 184 amino acids. Gene Ontology annotation, biological process: centriole replication; nucleotide-excision repair; mitotic cell cycle. Gene Ontology annotation, cellular component: centriole; centrosome. Gene Ontology annotation, molecular function: calcium ion binding. Lineage: Eukaryota; Metazoa; Chordata; Aves; Galliformes; Phasianidae. The record is from RefSeq and is a predicted model, not a curated record.